This is a messenger RNA of Grosmannia clavigera kw1407, 1593 nucleotides long. RefSeq names its product nucleolar protein 12. The record is from RefSeq and is a predicted model, not a curated record. Lineage: Eukaryota; Fungi; Ascomycota; Sordariomycetes; Ophiostomatales; Ophiostomataceae. Bases 1 to 1593 code for a protein of 530 amino acids. The transcript is spliced from 3 exons. Gene Ontology annotation, molecular function: RNA binding.
AUGGCGCCAUCACACAAGAAAUCCGUCCUGUCCACGUCGGCGAAGGCGGUAGACCCCUCUCUGGAUGCACUGUUUUCGACGAGUGUGAAACCGAAGAAGGGCCUCGGAAAGCGGAAACGAAAAGCCCGUGACGAAGGAGAGGACCUAGAGGGCAGAUACAUGGACAAGCUUGCCCGAGAGACAGCACCGGCCGAGGAGCGUCCUCGCCGGACGGACGAGGAUGCCGAGGACGUCAACAUGGACGACGAGCAGGAGGAAGAGGCCGAGGACGACGAGGCCGACGAGCCGUUGGUACACGAGGCGCUUGGAGAAAAGACCGGAAGCACGGGUGCUGGUGCUGGGGGCGUGCCGGAGACAGAGAAGGAAAAGGCUGCGCGGACGGUGUUCCUGUCAAACGUGAACAUUGAAGCAGUGACGUCGCGCACAGCCAAGAAGACGUUGUUGGCACAUCUAGCAUCGCCGCUAGAGGCGAUGAACGCAGCCGUGACUGAGGCGGCAGAAGCAGCGGCAGCAGUGGCAGCAGCAGAGGUGAAGCCAGCAGCAACAGAGGAGUCGUCAGAAGCAGCAGCUGCGGCAACGACCAAGCCAGCAGGGCCAACACCGGUGCUGGCGACGGUGGAGAGCCUGCGGUUCCGGUCAGUGCCGUUUGCGACGGCGGCGAUGCCGAAGCGGGCGGCAUUCAUCACAAAGGCGGUGAUGGGAGCUACGGCGCAAGCAACGAAUGCGUACGCGGUGUACUCGACGGCAGCAGCAGCGCGACAGGCGGUGCGACAGCUGAACGGGACGGUAGUGCUGGGACGUCACUUGCGGGCAGAUAGCGUGGCGCAUCCGGCAGCGGUGGACCACCGACGCUGCGUGUUUGUGGGCAACCUUGGCUUCAUGGACGACGAGGAGGUGAUGGUGACGCCGGACGAGGCGAAGACGGACGAGGACGGGCAGCCGGCCGAGCCGACGAAGCGGAAGCGUUUCAAGGUGCCCAUGGACGUGGAGGAGGGACUCUGGCGGACGUUUGGCAAGCACGCGGGUGCGGUGGAGAGCGUGCGCGUGGUGCGUGAUCCGGCGACGCGAGUCGGCAAAGGCUUCGCCUACGUGCAGUUUGUCGAUGGGACCAGCGUCGAGGCUGCGCUGCUGCUGGCCGGCCGCAAGUUCCCGCCGCUGCUGCCGCGUGAGCUGCGUGUCAGCCGCUGCAAGGCGCCCCAGAAGACGCUGCGCGCCGUCGAGCGUCAGCAGCAGGCCGCUGCUGCCAAGAUCAACACCCGUCGCGACGACCGCAAGCGCACUCGCUACGCUCCCAAGCCUACGGCCGAACAGCAGUCUGCCGCUGGUCGCGCCGCCAAGCUGCUCGGCCGCGCUGCCGCCCGCACCGUCACCGCCACUGGACCCAAUGCAGACGUCCUCGCCCCUGCCGAUGGCAAGCCGCUCGUGUUUGAGGGCACGCGCGCUCGUGCUGGCCAGGGUGGCGGCAUCGGCGGCAAGAAGAGCCGCGGCGCCGGCAAGAACGGAGGCGCCGGCAAAAACGGCGGCAAGACGUCCAACAACGACGAGCGGCGGGCCAAGCGGGCGUCCAGCUGGCGCGGAAAGACGAAACGGUAG